Messenger RNA from Drosophila subpulchrella, 2283 nucleotides. RefSeq names its product radial spoke head protein 4 homolog A (gene Rsph4a). Gene Ontology annotation, cellular component: axoneme; radial spoke. Bases 88 to 2217 code for a protein of 709 amino acids. The transcript has 4 exons. The record is from RefSeq and is a predicted model, not a curated record. Gene Ontology annotation, biological process: cilium movement involved in cell motility; axoneme assembly; cilium assembly. Lineage: Eukaryota; Metazoa; Arthropoda; Insecta; Diptera; Drosophilidae.
AUUUAUGCUUACAAUUAUUACGUUAUCCCAAGCCAAACAACACAUGUUUUUAACGUUCACUAAUCAGAGCUCCACUCUCUUACCACGAUGGACAAGGAUUCUUGUCAAAAUUUCUCAUUAGACUCUACGUCCACUUCGCAAUUUGCUCUUCCGCCAAUAUGCAAUCCGAAAAAGAAGAAACCUGAAAAAGCCAAGGUGGAGGAGACCUCUCCAGAAUGCUCCAACGUAAUCACAUCGUCAUCCUCAUCCUCGACAACCACCAUAUCAAUAGGCGCCUUUGAUUCGCAAUGUAACCUUCAUAACGCACCGGUUCCCGAGGCCCCGAAUAUCGGCUAUGAGCUAAACGUGGCCAAGUCUAUAUUGCAGAAGUAUAGCACUCUCAGUGGCGAUAACUUAUUUGAUCACCUAAGUGAUAUUAUAAAGAGGGUGAUUGACGAGCGUCCUCCCAAUGUGAUCGACUUCUUCGAAGAAUUCAGCAGAAAUGUCCGCGAACAAAAGUUCCAUUUACCAGAACGUUUUCCUCCAACUGGUGUUUUCGAUGAAGUUCGUACUUUCCGGGUGGCCAAGAAGAUUCUCCAAUCCAUGAAGCUACCCUACAAUAUUGAAGGCGAGGAUCUGAUGGGCGAAGAUAUGUCUGGUGAGGAUGCUAGGACAAAUGAAGAACUGAACAUCGUUAUAGACGAUUCCAUGCGAUACUUCGUUACUUUCAACGAACGAGUCCAACAACUGCAGUUCUACUGGACCCAAUGUGGAUUUAGCAUUUGCAACGAUGACAUCUUCCAGUUGGCCAGUGCCAUGAACCGGCUGCAGACCCAUCCCUCGAUAAUGCAGUGCAGAUUUUGGGGAUGCAUUAAUGGUCUGAAGGCCUCCUACUAUAUAGUCGAGGCCUCACUGACCCGCGAGGAGAUAGCUUCGCGCCUGGUCAUGAUGGAGGAUGAGAUGAGGCAAAAGCAAGUCCCGCUGCAGAUGCGCAAGGACAGGGAGGACAAGCCGUUGCCACCGCACAUUGGUCCGGAACUCACGCCGGGAAUAUAUGGUUGGGAAGAGUUUCCGCCCGAAGAGCUGGAGAAGAUGAGGCCCAAGGCUGCCGCCGUUCCUCUGGUUGAGGAAAUGGAGUUCUACGAUAUUCCACCAGAACUGAUUGGUCUGGGAUGCAAUAGAUACUCCUACUUCGUUGUGAAUUCCCUCUUCGACGAUUGGAUUGAGUUGCCCAUAGUGACUCCUCGGCAGAUUGCAGUGUCCCGGCAGAUCAAGAAGUUCCUUACAGGCGACCUAGAAGCGGAUGUAAUAUCUUUCCCCUGCUUUCCUGGAAAAGAGAAGCAUUACCUACGGGCCUUGAUAGGUCGCAUCACUGCUGGUACCUAUAUUGCACCUGUGGGCUACUACAGGCGGAUGACCAAGAAGGAAAAGAAGUUGUUCGAUGGCGAGGAGGAAGACGAGGGUGAGGAAGAGGAGGAGGAAGAAGAGGAGGAGGAGGUUAACGAAGGCGAGGAGGAACAAGUAGAAGAUAACGACGUAAUGCUUUUGAAGAAUGAAAAAUACGAAGUGGAACCACUGGGAUCUCUGGCCACUCCAGUAGCCUGGGUCCAUGUGAGAUCGAAUAUCCUCAAUCAGCAGGGCCGAGUAGUUUGGUAUGAUGAGGAAAAAGCCCGUAAGGAAAGGGAGAAGGCCCUUGCUCUCUAUUUGAAAAUGCAAAUGAUGGGCGAGAUGGAGGAAGAGCUGGAGGAGGAAGAAGAGGAGGAGGAGGACGAGGAGGAGGGCGAAGAGGAGGGCAUGAUCGAGGGCUUUAAUCAACCCGAACUGGGUCCCAGUAUCCUCUCCUCAUGUGCCAACGAUAUGAACCCCGAGGUUUCAGUUCCAUGGCUAGUCCGCUUGACCAGCAAGUAUACAAAUCAAAAGGAGCGAAUGCUUCUCAUGCAAUCGAACAUCUGGCCGGGCGCCUAUACCUUUAUCUUCGAGAAGACCUGCGAAUCGAUAUACUUGGGCUGGGGCCACAAGUACUACGCCCGCAAUAUACCCUUCAAGCACUUGCCCAUGGUGCAGGAGGAGUUUCCACACGAUGUCGAGGACUUCAUCGAGGCCAGUGAUCCCACCGUUGAAGAGGAGGAGGCCUACAAGGCUUGGCUCCUGAGAAAACAGCAAAAGGCCGACUAUGUGGCAGAAGAUAUCGAAGAUUAUGACGAUGAAGAGUUUGAUGAUCAGUUUGACGAUGACUAGUAACCUGCUGUUAAAUUUAAUGUUUCUUUUUUCUCAGUUCUGCAAUAAAAUGCAUUAUCAGUCUCA